GUGCGUGCGGAGAAACCAAUGAUGGCUCAUAGGAAAAUUCAGUGAAAACAAAAGAGCAAGUGAUAAUAUAUAUAAUGCAUUUAUAACGUGCAAAUGACAGUCAGAGAGGCGAAUCCACACCCAAGACGCACGGUGACGCUGAAGCCAACAAUUCUAGAGGAAUAACAACAAUGGAAAAGGCAAAAACAAACGGUUAUGCGGCAUCAAGUUCCGUUCCCAGAUUUUCAAAAUAUACGCGCUACACGGAAUUGCGACGGGUCGACGACAACGACAUCUACAAAUUGGCCACAUUACUCGAUUUGCAGGAUUGCUGGAAGAAACUAAUGCAGAUUAUACCCAAAAAACUAGACGCGGAGGCCUGCAGCUCAGGGGAUCGGAAUUUGAAGGAAAUCGCUGGCAUGGUCGGCUAUAAGUACAACAACGGUCAUAUGCGUCAGAUUGCCGAACAGCAAUUAAUGCCCGGCCAAAGUAAAUCACAGAUUAUGAUCGAUGAGUGGAAAACGUCGGGUAAAUCAAACGAGCGUCCAACCGUGGGAGUUCUGCUACAGUUGCUGAUUCAAGCCGAAAUCUAUAGUGCCGCCGAUCAUGUGGCUGAAAAGUUUCUAAACGAGGCACGACCGGCUCGCCCAGCUGUUGGGCCUGCAGCGCCCAUCAAGUUCGACAUGGAUAGUGCAGAGAUUGUGGAGCAGAGUGAACGCAUGGAAGUGGAGGACAAUGGCAGUUUUCAGCCAAAUACAUCCGAAUUGAAUGCAGGCGCUGCCGGUACCUCGAAAAUGAACAUGGAUUUCUAUGAGAAACAUCCGGUUAGACGUGAUAAAAGCAUGCCACAUCAGUUGGAAAAUGGUGGUGCUGCCAAACCCGUGCCACCACCGAGAACUGGGCGAUCGGCACGCCUGUCAAAAUCAACGACUAACAACGAAACAGCCAGCACAACAAAUUCUAUGGCAACUACGCCCGAUUUGCCUAUGCUAUCAAUUUUCAAUCCAAGCAGCGAUAAACUGACGACCUCUACCGAUCAAAUUCAGCCGGAGGAUGUGCCGCAGCUCUCUCUACUCAAUGGCAGGUCAGAGAGCACGCAAACUACAUCUCCGAAUACUGGAAGAACCAACGGCAGCAAUGGCAGCCAUGUAGCAACAAAUAUUAGAGAUAUGCCAUUGAUAACGCUAUUAAUGGAAAGUUCAAGUUGCGAGAUAAGCAGCACAACAGAAGUCACAGCAUCAGCAUCAGCAACAUCCACAUCAACAUCCACAACCACAUCAACGAACUCAACAGCUACAGAAGCAAUGAUAAUGCGAGAAAACAACGCAACAAGUUGCAAUAAUUUGCCAAUUAUAAGUGCGUUGUAUUUGAACAGUGCCAUUGAGGCAGCUAGCAAUGGUGUUGCUGCUGUGCCACACGAUGAUAACAGCAGUGGCACAAACAGCCUAAGUAACGAUGAUGUCGAUGUCGAUGUGGAUGACGAAGAGGCGGAUGUGUCAUUGCCAAACUUGAGCAAUUCCGAUCAUCAAACUUCUAACAAUGAUUCGAGCUUGACCACAGUUACUGGAACCAGCGGGGAAAAUAGUUUUGAGCUUACCAAUGAUUCCAGUUUAGCUUCAAAUGAUGAGGAUAUCAACAACAUUCCGGAUCUAAGUGAAUUGCAGCAGUAAAGUGACCCCACCCCGUCCAUGAUAAGCACUAGUUUACUUUCUGCAAUCCACAUUAAUUACAAACAUUCCAUUAAGCAUUACUUGAUAUAACAAUCACAUGUGGUUUGUUAUAUUAUUGACUAUAUAUACAAUACAUAUAUAUAUG
Messenger RNA from Drosophila innubila, 1794 nucleotides. It is a transcript of the gene tub, whose product is annotated as protein Tube. The record is from RefSeq and is a predicted model, not a curated record. Gene Ontology annotation, biological process: signal transduction. The transcript has 2 exons. The coding region runs from base 171 to 1649 and encodes 492 amino acids. Lineage: Eukaryota; Metazoa; Arthropoda; Insecta; Diptera; Drosophilidae. Gene Ontology annotation, molecular function: protein binding.